AAUUAUCAUCGUAGCGGUGCCUGCUCCGAACUAAUAAACAUCGGCACCUUCCUCCUCGCCAGUCAGCUCCACGUAGCUGAUAUCCUUUUAUACUAUGUCUCAGAUCGAUCCCGACUUUGCAUCUAUCUAUGCUGACCUCUGGGUCAACGACGCUAUCAUCGAGUCCUUAACCCAUGGAAUGUACACAGCAUUGCUUGCCGUCGUACUAUGGCAAAUCCGUGUGUAGUUGAUCCUAGCCUAGCCUACACAAUUGAAUCUGAAAAACAGUCCCUUGCAUAGUGUCAAACAUAACCACUCAUAGGCGGCCGGUGAAGGUCCUUGCCGGUAUCUCGGUGUUCAUGUACAUCAUGGCGAUGAUCCACCUGGCCACGGUGUGGUUCCAUACCAGGCGGGCAAUCAUAACGAAGGGAGAGACAGAAGAAACAGAGUCCUUGGCCCUCGCGGACUGGAUAACUACUGUUACCCCUAUGUGGGGCAUGAUGAUCAACGAUAUCGCAGCAGGCAUGAAUAUAUUGAUUGCGGAUGGUGUUAUCGUACUCUUUGGCAUUUCGUGCCUUCUUCAACUUCGGGAACCGAUACAACUUCCAGCCAACUGGGGAUUAGCUUAUUACGUUAUGGCACUCCCAGCAACGAUCAUAUGUACCACGCUCAUAGUGUACCGACUGGCUAAGGCGAUCAAGAAUAAGAACUCCCCACACUACGCGCCGAACCUAUACUGCCGUGUCAUAGAGAUCUUGGUAGAAUCAUCUGCACUGUAUAUCUUUGUCCAGGGGGUUUUCAUCGUGUUUGAUGCGAUGAAUAGUCCGUAUAGCUCGUAUCCACAAGCCGUGCUUCAGUCGGUUACUGGAAUUGCGCCGACAUUAAUGCUUCUUCGUGUUGUGUCUACUAAGAACACUGAUACGAGUCCCCUGAGUGAUAAUAUGGAUUCGCGACCUUUACAGCGCUUGCCGAGAUCACAAACGGAAGGUGGUGAAACGCGUGUAGAUAAUGAUGAAGUGAUGAUCAUAGGUCCGGAGAAGAUGGUCUAAAUGGUAUGAGCUGCGUGCGAUUGUCAUCCUAGAGAUGAUAGUGAUUUAAUUAAUCGGAAAGAUGGAAAUCAAAGUUGGUACCUUGUUGGUUCCAUAUACAUAGAAAUAGUGCAGUUUUCUAAGUAAAUGUUUACUAUAGAAAUUGUCUCGUGCCCGACUGCGACGUUACAUACGAGAAGUAAGUAAUGAGAUCUUAGCAUAGAGCUAGCUUCUAAGACGAAGGUCGCGAGUCUCAAGUAAAGCCUGGUGCUGCCUGAUUCGUCAGUUCAUUUUAAUGCCUUCUAUCUCGGUUUUUAAGUAAUCUUAACGCCAAACUUAGCGACUGACUCUCAGCAGCAUUCAACAAGCAAAGAGGAAGAGAUGGCGUCAAAGACGACAGCGAAGAGGCAAGAU
Molecule: messenger RNA, 1421 nt
Organism: Desarmillaria tabescens
Lineage: Eukaryota; Fungi; Basidiomycota; Agaricomycetes; Agaricales; Physalacriaceae
Exons: 6
Coding region: 339-1028 (229 amino acids)
Source: RefSeq, a predicted model, not a curated record